This is a messenger RNA of Dromaius novaehollandiae (emu), 16373 nucleotides long. RefSeq names its product dynein axonemal heavy chain 3 (gene DNAH3). Bases 2786 to 14995 code for a protein of 4069 amino acids. The transcript is spliced from 62 exons. Gene Ontology annotation, cellular component: dynein complex. Gene Ontology annotation, molecular function: ATP binding; dynein intermediate chain binding; dynein light intermediate chain binding. Gene Ontology annotation, biological process: microtubule-based movement. The record is from RefSeq and is a predicted model, not a curated record. Lineage: Eukaryota; Metazoa; Chordata; Aves; Casuariiformes; Dromaiidae.
GCCGCCGCCGCCCUCCCGCCGCUGUCUCCUCCCCGCGCGGACGAGCCCCGGGCAGCGCGGCGCCGCGGUCCCGGCGGGGCGGGGGCCGGGCGGGCCGUCGGGGGAGGCCCUGGGCUGGGGGCCCCUCCGGGGCCGCGGCGGCGUUGGGGCGCUGCGUUACAGCCCUGGGCUCCUCGGCGCUGUGAUUGAGGCUGGAAAACGAGGGAACGCGGGCGGUGCGCGUUAUCCCUCCCCCCGAGCAGCGGCGGCCUCCGGCAGACCUGGGCCGCGGCAGGGCGCCGCGCAGGCCCGGCUGUUAGCGGGCACCGAGAGCUACAGCCUCGCCGGGGAGUUACACCUGGAUGGGCCAGAGACCGCUGAAAUCCUCCGUUAAAUCCCAGCACCCCAGGCUGGAGGGGCUCCUGCCUGCCGGUGGGGUGGGAGGCCAGGAGGGCAGUUUUCAGCCAACCGUGAAUUGCCAGGCCGCGGUGCGGUGCGGUGCGGGGAAGCCAGCAGCAAACGCGUCGUGUGGCGUAACCCGGGCGCCCGGGCAGCAGCGCCCCAGCCUCGCCGUCCCCGCCUGCCUGUUCCCACACGCUCUCCGUUUUUAAAAAUGUGCUGAGUUUUUGGCAAGAUCCGUGCUGGUACUGGGAUUAGGAGGGGCUACGCUGAGGCAGAGCAAGUGGCCGGGCUGGGGGCGGAGGGGACCGCUCCUUUCGGUCGUGCUCCGUUGGGUGUGUGGCACUGCGCCUUGGCCUCGCCGUUUCGUACAGUCACUGUGAUGGUUUUACCUGCAAGCUUGAAACUUUGGUGAAGACCAGGACUUUCCGCUAUAAAGGAUUUUUAAUGCUGCAAAUUGCAGUCACAAGUCAGUAAAAUAUUCAUGUUCCUCAUGACUGCUGUUAAUCAGCCUUUUUGAGUGGUGCCACCCGUGGGAGUAUUGCAAAACUGAAUAUUAAUGGUUCCAUGAUUAUUUUUAAAGGCAACAAAAUAAAUAGCAUGUUUAAUUUGGAGCAUGCCAGUUUUGUAAUGCAAAGAGAGCUUUUAUAAAUUAUGGGACUUUUAACCAGCUGCCGGAAUUCUGUGUCUUUGAGGUGCUGAUUUCAGUGAGCUCUUCAGGUAUAAGGAGCUGUGUAGCUAGAGGAAAUAAAAAAUGAGAACCUAUUUUAACCCUAAAAGCACAGCACAGGAUACCAAAAAGCAAAGAAUGGUGAGGGAGAAAUUUGCUUAAACAGCUAAAAUGUUUAUAUCUGACAUUAAUAAAGGGCAUAAUAGCAUUCCUAGAAUAUUUAUAAAAGGGAAUUUCAAAUUUUGGUUUUUUAUCUAUUUUUAAAGGGAGCAUAGGGAAAAACUAACUGGUAGAAUUCUAGUGUGACGUGAUCCAGUGAUAAUGGCGUUAUAAAGUUUAAUGGCUUCACAGCGUUUAGAACCGUACCAGACACUUUACAUUUCUGGCAUGUUUUCAAAACAUGCGGUAGCUGCAGUUCGAAAGAUAGUUUUGUACAUCUUGGUAAUUUGUUUUCCUACCAUGCAUAAUUAUUUAUUCUGCUAAAAAUUCAUAUAUAAGCUUUUUCUAUAUAAAAUAUCUGUUUUAAAUGCUUCCCAAGCAGCACAAGUAACUUAUUUAUCUUCAAAGGGCAUGCAUAUAAAAAUGUCUAAGUUGUACACAGAGGAACGAUAGUUACCAUAAGUGUUGCUUAAUUGAGCUUGUCUUCACGCCAGCGUCAGCCUGAAUUAGCAGGAAAAUACAUGUGUUGCAAACCAGCGCCAGGGCGCUGGGAGAAUUCCCACGUGAACUAGCUGCGCGGUGCUAGUUCCCGAGCUGGCAGUGCCGCGCCUUUACCCCGCGCGCUUGCCGGGCAAGGCAUCUGGUGUUUAAAAUGCAGCUGAAGUUAUGGCAGAAGCUUUCACGUGUGGCCAGGAAAGGACAACUCUCAACUUUUAUCUUGACCUACCACCGAACACAAGGAAAACAAUGCCGUUAUGUCAGGGAUAUCAGCCAGAGUGAAGAACGGCAUCUGAAGAUGCUGGUAAAGAGUUCACGUUGGACUGGGGGGCUGCCUGGGUUAGGCAGAGGACCUGGCGUGAGGCCUUUCUGGAGGGUCAGGGUAAGGAGGCUGCUCUAGAUGCUGUGUCUGGUAGUGACGGCUCAGAUUUGUGCAGGAUUUUGAGGGAAGACUCUGAACGUAGCGACAGGCACGGGUGGGAGGCCAGAGCCCAGGAACAGAGCGGGUGAGGGUACGAGCAUGCCACCUGCUGUCGUGGGAUCCUUCCGGAGUUUGGUUCGGCGUCAUGAAGGAGUGCUGGAGAGAUUUGGAUUCAAGAGUUUGAAUCCUUAGUAUUUUUUUUUUUUUGUCCACUUCUUGCUGUGAAGAUUUGCACUUACCUGGCCUUUAUUGUUACGGGAGCUCCCUUGCCGUGUUUAGUUUAGCUCAGACAAUGUUCUGGGAGAAACCGUUGGACGUUCUCAGAGGUAAAAUGAAGCUGCACAAUAGCGUGUUGGUUCUGGAACCCAAUCUCCCUGACCGCGGCCCCACGCAGCGCUGCGCUGAAAGGGGCUGUUUGCCGUCAGCACGGGGAGAGGGAGGCGGAAAUGCCCGUCUCCUAGCACUGGCAAUGCUGUCACUCCGGCAACAAAGCUGAGGACUGAACGGCGGCGUCAGAGCAGCUCCCGGAGCCGGAACAGGCGGAGGGACUGGUAGCGAGGGUGUCCGCAGUGCAUGUAACUACAAGGACGCUCAUUUUGAGGGGGAGGACCAAAAGCUUUUAAGCAAGCAGCAAACAGUCUGAUGAAGGAUAAGGCACAAUGAAGCCAGCAGAGACCCCGCGGCUCCUGAGGUUGCAAAAUAAUUCUGUAUACAACAUGAGUCAUUCAAAACGCAUACCGGAAUUACCACCCCUCCCCGCUUCUGCUGUGCCUUCAGAAUUGUAUCAGCUUGUCGUUAAGAACAGCUGUUAUCCUCCUUUGAUGCAGCGAGUGUCAUGGACUUUGGCAGUUCCAUUCAAAGAACAACGUUACUACCGGAGCCCAAGUGACUCCAUAGCCAAUAACUAUACUCUCACUGCGCAGGAUUUGAAGCUGAAAAAUGUGCACAAAGUAGAGUCCUCCUCACUGGCAAGCACGUCACUGGAUUCAGCAAAGCAGAGAACAGCCUCACCGUCUUCAAAGGAAUUUGCCCCUUCUGUGAAAAGGCUCAAACUUACACAAAGAAGUCAGUGUGAUUCUGAUAGAAGUACACCAACUUUGUUAAACAGUUCAGAGCCAUUUUCACUAUAUGUCCCUGGUCAUAUGCCAGAAUUAAGUGUCAUACAUUAUACAGACAACCAGGCAUUAACUCCAGAAGAACAAUUGGUUGUCAUGCGCUUACAUGAGGAAGAGAUACACAAGCGAGAAAAGCCACCUUCAGAAAAUGAUAUAGAGAGAUACUGCUACUACAUAUAUAAUGGAGUGCAAGAAGACAUGCUUGCACCUCAGGACAAGGAAGUGAUGAAUGUAAUUUUAAAGCGUAUUCCAGCUCAUAUUCUUACUAACCCAGACUUGGAGAAUUUACUUGAAAGUUUAAAAGAAGAGAUUAAGGCAGACUAUCGUAUCAGUCUCAUGAAAGCCAUUGUUGAUUACAUCUUGAUGGAUCCAGCUGAGAGAGAGAGACUGUUUAUUGGAAAUACCCCACGCCCUUUUCCCCAGAGAGUGGUCCGUGCCCCCGUCCCAUGGCACAGCUCUUACGAAGAUGUGAAAAGCUGGAAUGAAACCAAUCUAUUCAUAGUGAAUCCAUUGAUGCACACUUUGCAACAGCUCUGGCUUUCUGAGUAUAGUCAUCUAAGGUUUGUUCGCACAAAAGAAGUGCUUUGUGGUGACCUGCCACUGUUGCCUGCUGAGUUUAAGGAUCUCAUUCGAAGACACUGUGUGGAAGCUCAUGAUAUUCUUCAGAACAAGUGGAUCCCAACUUGCGUAUCCUUUUUCUUCAAUCAGAGAAGGAAAUGGCUUCAUUUUGCUCCUGAACGUUACUGUGACUCUUCUCAGCGAAUUGAAAGCUAUUUUAGUUCAGUAGCAAAUCUCAUGUCAUUACAAUUACGUGACAUGGUUAUUAAGUCUUUAGAAGAUCUUCUUGCAUUUUUUAUGAUCCACAAGGACGGGAAUGAUUUUACAGAACCGUAUCAAGAAAAGCAGUUCUUUGUACCUCAGAUACUAAUAGUCAAACUCAGUAUGGAAGAACCCAAGAUUGUCUUUGAGCCGCCUUUGAAAGAAUGUUGGGAUUUAAUCAGCCAUUGCUUCAUGGAGAUCCUACAAAGCGCUGAGGACCUUCCAAAGGUAGAAAGAUUUCUAUUUCCAGAAUUAAAUAGAGAUGAUCUCACUCUCAGUACAGUCAAACCAGAUGAAUCGUUGUUUUCAGAGUUUGUGAACAAACUUGAAAAGAUCUUUGAGAGCAACAUACUUGGCCCACAGAAGUAUUUAAACGUGUACAGGAAAUACAGCGAUCUUUUGAACAACAACGCAGAGCAAGACAUUACUGAUUUUUUGAAAGAGGGUCAUUCUUUAGAAGCUUUUAGUAAGAAGAUUGACAGUUUAACAAAACUGAAAAGGGAGAUCGCUUCUAUGCAUGUCACUGUCCCUUUGGCCAUGUUCUGUCUGGAUGCAGUACAACUGAAUGAGGAACUCUGCAACAGGACACAAAACCUUAAAGAGAGAUUGAUUGAAUUUGAAGUGAUGGAAAACAGAACAUUAAAUAACAGCAUUUGCAAUGAAUAUAACAUAAUUGCAGAGAGAGCGAGUGAGGUGCCUUCGAACACUGAAGAGUUAGUGGAACUUACUGCAUACUUAAAGAAGUCCAGCGAAGUUACUGUUUUUAAACUGAGACAGCAGAUCUCUGAAGCAACAUACAGACUGGAAUUCCUCAUGGACUAUGCUGAUCUUGCUUUGGAUGACAUAAAGCUGAAUAGCACUGUUUUCCAUUGGCCUGAUCAGAUCGAGGUAAUCUUUGAAAACAGUAGAGCCCAGCUGUAUAACAGGAGGAAUCGUGCAGAGAUGGCUUUGCUUAAAAGGUGCUCUCAAUUUGAGGAAACUCUUGAGAGUUAUAAAAGAGAAGUAGAAAGCUACAAAAAGCGAGAUGUUAUGACCAUGGAAGAAAUGAAGAACAAUGCUGAGAAAUUUAAAGAGUUAAAUAAGAAUCUGGAUAAUGCAGUAACAGAAUUGGAGGCUAUUAAUAAAGAAGAGGAAUUACUUGAACAGGAGAAGAGUCAAUUUCCUCUACUGCAAACUAUAAUUACAAACAAACAACCCUUUGAGCAACUUUGGAUAACCGCAUAUAAUUUCCAUACCAAAUCUGAGGAAUGGAUGAAUGGAUCUCUCCAGGAAUUGAAUGCUGAUGAAAUCACAGAAGAAAUUGGGAAUAUGUGGAGGACUAUGUACAAGCUCACUAAGAGUUUUCCAGAUUUGCCUGGGCCUAGACGCUUAGCAGAAAAUAUGAAAUAUAAACUUGAUAAAUUUAAACAGCAUCUUCCUGUCUUGUCAAUUGUCUGCAAUCGUGGAAUGAAGGAGAGACACUGGAAGCAGAUCAGUGAAAUUGUAGGAUAUGAAAUCACACCUGAUGAAACUACUAGCCUUCUAAAUGUAUUGGAAUUUGGGCUAUCAAAACAUAUUGAUGAACUGGAACCUAUUGGAGCAGCUGCUAGUAAGGAGUAUUCCUUAGAGAAAUCAAUGGAGAAAAUGAAAUUAGAAUGGGUCAACCUUCACUUCAGUCUGGUGAAGUACAGGGAUACUGAUACCAGCAUCCUGUCAGCAAUUGAUGACAUCCAGCUUUUGCUGGAUGAUCACAUUGUUAGGACUCAGACAAUGUGUGGCUCUCCCUUCAUCAAACCGAUAGAAGCUGAAUGCCGGGCUUGGGAAGAAAAGCUUGUUUUAAUGCAAGAUAUUCUAGAUAGCUGGUUAAAAUGCCAGGCAACAUGGUUGUAUUUGGAACCAAUUUUUAGUUCAGAAGACAUUAUAGCUCAAAUGCCUGAAGAAGGUAGAAAGUUUGGGAUUGUGGAUACCUACUGGAAAGACAUCAUGUCACGAGUGGCUAAAGACACAAAGGUACUUGUUGCAACUGAACAACCCAUGAUGUUGGACAGACUUCAGGAAGCAAAUACUUUCUUAGAAGAAAUUCAAAAGGGAUUGAAUGCUUACCUGGAGAAGAAAAGAUUAUUUUUCCCGAGAUUCUUUUUCCUGUCUAAUGAUGAGCUGCUUGAAAUACUGUCUGAAACAAAGGAUCCCCUUCGAGUGCAGCCACAUUUAAAGAAGUGUUUUGAAGGAAUUGCUAAACUGGAGUUCACAGAAGUUCUGGAGAUCAUAGGCAUGAUCAGUUCAGAGAAAGAAGUCGUUCCUUUCAUAGAUAAAAUCUAUCCAGUGAAAGCAAAAGGCAUGGUAGAAAAGUGGCUUUUGCAAGUAGAGGAAAUGAUGCUCGCUAGCGUAAGAAAGGUUCUUCAAGAUGGCAUAAGAGGAUAUGUUAAGGUUCCUCGAAAAACGUGGGUGCUUCAGUGGCCUGGACAGGUGGUUAUUUGUGUUUCAUCCAUUUACUGGACAAAAGAAGUGUCUGAAGCUAUAAGCAAGGGAACUUUACUAGAUUUCCUGGAGAAAAGCAAUCUACAAAUUGGAGACAUCGUUGAGUUAGUGAGAGGAAAGCUGUCCAGUGGAGCUCGGCUGACUCUUGGAGCUCUUACUGUCAUUGAUGUACACGCUCGUGAUGUGGUUGCAAAAUUGGCUGAAGACCAAGUCACAGAUCUUAAUGACUUCCAGUGGAUUUCUCAGCUGAGAUAUUACUGGGAAGAUAGGGAUGUAAUGGUGCGAAUGAUUACAACAGAAGCCAAAUAUGGAUAUGAGUAUCUGGGCAAUUCUCUACGCCUGGUUAUAACCCCACUGACAGAUCGAUGUUAUAGGACAUUAAUGGGUGCCUUGAAACUAAAUCUUGGUGGUGCUCCAGAAGGACCUGCUGGGACUGGCAAAACAGAAACAACAAAAGAUCUAGCAAAAGCGCUAGCUAAGCAGUGCGUGGUCUUUAAUUGCUCAGAUGGUCUUGAUUACAAGGCAAUGGGCAAGUUCUUCAAGGGGCUGGCACAGUCUGGUGCAUGGUCCUGCUUUGAUGAGUUCAACAGAAUUGAGGUUGAAGUAUUAUCUGUAGUUGCACAACAAAUACUUAGUAUUCAGCAAGCUAUUAUUCGCAAACUCAAAACGUUCAUCUUUGAAGGCACAGAGAUCUCUCUUAAUCCAACCUGCGCUGUGUUUAUCACUAUGAAUCCUGGGUAUGCUGGACGGGCAGAGCUGCCUGAUAAUCUGAAGGCACUGUUCCGAACAGUUGCUAUGAUGGUUCCAGAUUAUGCUUUGAUUGGAGAAAUUUCACUUUAUUCAAUGGGAUUUUUGGAUUCUCGGAGUCUUGCCCAGAAAAUUGUUGCCACUUACCGCUUGUGCUCGGAGCAGCUGUCAUCUCAGCAUCACUAUGAUUAUGGAAUGCGUGCUGUCAAAUCUGUCCUGACGGCAGCAGGAAACUUGAAACUGAAGUACCCAGUUGAAAAUGAAAGUGUGUUGUUACUUCGGGCUUUGCUGGAUGUUAACUUGGCCAAAUUCUUGGCACAGGAUGUGCCAUUGUUUCAGGGUAUUAUAUCUGACCUGUUCCCUGGAGUGGUUCUUCCUACACCAGACUAUGACCUGUUUGUCCAGGCGUUAAAUAAAAAUAUAAAAAAGAUGGAUCUUCAACCAGUUCCAUGGUUCAUUGGAAAAAUUAUUCAGAUAUAUGAAAUGAUGUUGGUGCGCCAUGGUUUCAUGAUUGUUGGAGAACCUUUGGGUGGGAAGACCUGUGCAUAUAAAGUGCUAGCUGGAGCCCUUGGUGAUUUGUGUGCAGCAAAAUCCAUGGAUGAAUUUGCUGUUGAAUAUAAAAUUAUUAAUCCCAAAGCAAUUUCUAUGGGACAGUUGUAUGGCAGUUUUGAUCCUGUAAGCCAUGAGUGGACAGAUGGAGUUCUUGCAAAUGCCUUCAGGGAACAAGCAUCUUCUGCCACAGAUGAUCGGAAGUGGAUUAUAUUUGAUGGCCCAGUGGAUGCAGUUUGGAUAGAGAACAUGAACACUGUACUGGAUGAUAAUAAAAAGCUGUGCUUAAUGAGUGGUGAAAUAAUUCAGAUGAAUUCAAAAAUGAGUUUAAUCUUUGAGCCAGCAGACUUAGAGGAGGCAUCUCCAGCAACUGUCAGCAGGUGUGGUAUGAUCUAUAUGGACCCACAGCAGUUAGGUUGGAAGCCACUGAAGGAUUCCUACAUGGAUACACUGCCAACAAACCUGCAGAAGGAACACCGAGAGCUGGUCAAUGACAUGUUUAUGUGGCUAAUCCAGCCCUGUUUAGACUUUAUUCACCUUCAUUGCAAAGUCAUAGUCCAAACAUCCUCUAUUCAUCUGACUUACAGCAUGAUGAAACUCUAUACUUGUCUUUUUGAUGAAAUAAAGAAAUCCAAUGAAGAGGAGGAGGAAAGCAUGUCUAGUCAGCAGAUCUUCUUGUGGCUGCAGGGACUUUUCCUUUUUGCUUUGGUUUGGACAGUUGCUGGGACCAUUGAUGCAGACAGCAGAAAAAAAUUUGAUUUAUUUUACCGCAACUUGCUAAUGGGAAUGGAUGAUGGAAACCCACGCCCCAAAAGUGUGAAGCUCACCAAAAACAAUAUCUUCCCAGAAAAAGGGAGUGUUUUUGACUUUUAUUUUCACAAGCAUGGCAGUGGGCACUGGAACAUGUGGACUGAGUAUAUCACCAAAGAAGAGCAAGUUAUCUCUCCCGCGGCUAAGGUGUCUGAUCUCAUCAUUCCAACAAUGGAAACUGCCAGGCAAAUGUUUUUUCUUAAAAUGUAUGUGGAGCAUAAUGUCCCUUUGCUUUUUGUGGGUCCCACUGGCACUGGAAAAUCAGCUAUCACAAACAAUUUUCUGCUACAACUUCCAAAGGAGAAAUACAUCCCAAGCUUCAUCAACUUCUCUGCAAGAACCUCUGCUACCCAAACCCAGGACGUUAUUAUGUCUAAACUGGACAGAAGAAGAAAAGGAUUAUUUGGGCCUCCUGUGGGAAAAAAAGCUAUACUAUUUGUGGAUGACCUAAACAUGCCUGCAAAGGAAGUGUAUGGAGCCCAGCCACCUAUUGAACUUCUCAGACAGUGGAUUGAUCAUGGUCACUGGUAUGACAAGAAAGAUACGUCCAAGAUUAAUAUCAUAGAUGUCCUGCUUGUUUCAGCCAUGGGCCCACCUGGGGGAGGCAGGAAUGAUAUUACAGGACGCUUCACACGACAUUUGAAUAUUGUAUCUAUAUGUUCUUUUGAUGAUGACAUAUUAGCCAAGAUUUUUACUGCAAUUGCUGACUGGCACUUUAGCAAAGGCUUUGAGUCUGUGUUUCUGAGGCUGAGCAAGAUGAUGGUCCAUGCUACAAUGGCAAUUUAUAAAAUGGCAGUUGAGAAUUUUCUCCCAACUCCUUCCAAAUCCCAUUAUGUCUUUAAUCUACGGGAUUUUUCCCGGGUUAUUAAAGGAGUGUUGCUCUGUCCACACACUCACUUGCAAGAUGGAGAUAAGCUGAUCAGACUUUGGAUUCAUGAGGUUUACCGAGUUUUCUAUGAUCGCUUGGUUGAUCAGGAGGACAGAAAGAUGUUCUUUCAGAUGGUAAAAGAGACAACAUCAAAUAGCUUCAAGCAGAGCAUUGAUAAGGUACUGAGUCAUCUCUCACCUACUGGCAAGAUCUCUGAUGAUAAUAUUCGCAGCCUGUUCUUUGGAGACUAUUUAAAGCCGGACAGUAAUGUAAAAGUGUAUGAUGAAAUCACAAACUUAAAGCAACUGACAACCAUGAUGGAAUACUACCUUGAGGAGUACAACAAUGUCAGCAAAGCACCAAUGUCCUUGGUCAUGUUCAAAUUUGCUAUUGAGCAUAUCUCAAGGAUAUGCAGGGUAUUGAAGCAGGACAAUGGGCAUCUCUUGCUGGUGGGAAUUGGUGGGAGUGGCCGACAAAGUGCUACCAAGCUGGCCACCUACAUGAAUACCUUUGACCUCUUUCAAAUUGAAAUUACAAAAUCCUAUGGAAUAAAUGAAUGGAAAGACGAUAUUAAACGAGUCCUUCUGAAAGCUGGCGUUGCUAACAAGAAUGUGUCCUUCUUGUUCUGUGAUAAUCAAAUAAAGGAUGAAGCAUUUGUAGAAGACAUCAACAUGCUUUUAAAUACCGGUGAUGUGCCUAAUAUCUUUGCAGCUGAUGAGAAGGCUGAAAUUGUAGAGAAAAUGCAAGGUGCAGCAAGGACAGAGAACAGGAAAAUUGAAGCCACUCCCCUUGCUAUGUACAAUUUCUUUAUUGAAAGGGUGAAGAAAAAUUUGCAUAUUGUCUUAGCAAUGAGCCCUAUUGGAAAUGCAUUCAGGAAUCGAUUACGCAUGUUCCCUUCGCUGAUAAACUGCUGCACCAUUGAUUGGUUCCAAACCUGGCCGACAGAUGCUUUAGAAAUGGUUGCUAACAAGUUUUUAGAGGAUGUUGAACUCGAAGAUGAAAUUAGAAAAGGGGUUGUGUCAAUGUGCAAGUAUUUCCAAGAAAGUGUGAGAGAGCUUUCCAUCAGCUAUUACAGUACCUUGCGAAGACACAACUACGUAACACCAACUUCUUAUCUAGAAUUGAUUCUUACCUUUAAGGCUCUACUGCAUAGCAAAAGGCAAGAAGUUGACAUGAUGAGAAACCGUUAUCUUAUGGGACUUCAAAAACUUGACUUUGCAUCUUCACAAGUUGUAGAGAUGCAGAAAGAACUGACUGCCCUUCAGCCUGAACUGAUACGAACUUCUGCAGAAACAGAGAAAAUGAUGAUCCAGAUUGAAAAGGAAACAGUUGCAGUAGACGCAAAGAAGGAACUAGUGUCUGCAGAUGAAAAAGAGGCUAAUGAAGCUGCAGCUGUUGCUAAAGCUAUUAAGGAUGAAUGUGAAGGAGAGCUUGCUGAGGCCAUGCCAGCUUUGGAGGCAGCACUUGCAGCUCUUGAUACCCUGAAUCCUUCAGACAUCUCUCUCGUGAAAUCCAUGCAGAAUCCACCGGGUCCUGUUAAGCUUGUCAUGGAGAGUAUCUGUGUCAUGAAGGGAAUGAAACCAGAGAGAAAGCCUGAUCCAAGUGGCAGUGGUAAAAUGUUGGAAGACUACUGGGGACCCUCUAGAAAAAUUCUUGGGGAUCUGAAAUUCCUUGAGAGCUUGAAGACAUAUGACAAGGAUAAUAUUCCUCCUGCCAUAAUGAAGAGAAUUAGAGAGAGGUUUAUUGGUCAUCCAGAUUUUCAGCCAGCUGUCAUAAAAAAUGUAUCAUCUGCCUGUGAAGGACUAUGCAAGUGGGUGCGAGCCAUGGAGGUAUACGAUCGUGUUGCAAAAGUGGUUGCCCCAAAGCGUGAACGUUUGAGAGAGGCAGAAGGAUUACUGAACAUUCAAAUGAGGAAGCUAAAAACAAAACGAGCAGAACUCAAGGAGGUAGUUGAUCACCUCCAGGCUUUGAAUGAUGAGUUGGAAAGCAUGAAUGACCGGAAGAGCGAAUUAGAAAAUAAUAUUGAAAUCUGUUCAGAAAAGCUUGUGAGAGCUGAACAGCUAAUUAGCGGUCUUGGUGGAGAGAAAGAUAGGUGGACAGAAGCUGCACGAUUGUUAGGGAUCAGGUAUAUAGACCUUACAGGAGAUGUAUUGUUAUCUUCAGGAACAGUUGCGUAUUUGGGAGCCUUCAGUGUUGAUUAUCGCCUAGAAUGUCAAAAGCAAUGGCAAGUUCUGUGCAAUGAGAAGAACAUACCAUGCUCCAGUGAUUUUAGCUUAAGUAAUACACUAGGGGACCCAGUCAAAAUUCGUGCAUGGCAAAUUGCUGGAUUGCCAAUUGAUUCUUUUUCCAUUGACAAUGGCUUAAUUGUUUCUAACUCAAGAAGAUGGGCUUUAAUGAUAGAUCCUCAAAGGCAAGCUAACAAGUGGGUAAAAAAUAUGGAGAAGAAUAACAGACUCUCAGUUAUCAAAUUAUCUGACACAAAUUAUGUGAGGACAUUAGAAAAUGCUAUUCAGCUUGGAACACCAGUCUUGCUAGAAAAUAUUGGUGAAGAACUAGAUGCUUUUUUAGAACCCAUUUUAUUAAAGCUAACAUUCAAACAACAAGGAGUAGAAUACAUGAGGUUAGGAGAAAAUACAAUUGAAUAUUCAAGAGAUUUCAGGUUUUACAUAACAACCCGUUUAAGAAAUCCUCAUUAUCUUCCUGAAGUGGCUGUGAAAGUUUGUCUACUCAACUUCAUGAUUACACCUCUGGGUCUUCAGGAUCAACUUCUUGGAAUUAUAGCUGCAAAGGAAAAGCCUGAGCUAGAAGAAAAGAAAAAUAAACUGAUUAUAGAAAGUGCAGCCAACAAGAAACAAUUAAAGGAAAUAGAAGAUAAAAUCCUGGAGGUCCUUUCAAAGUCAGAAGGAAACAUCUUAGAAGAUGAAACAGCAAUUAAUAUUUUGUCUUCAUCCAAAGAGUUAUCUGAAGAAAUCUCUGAAAAGCAAGAAAUUGCUUCUGUAACUGAAAUGCAAAUAGAUUCUACUCGAAUGGGGUAUAAACCAGUUGCUAUUCAUUCAGCUAUUGUCUUCUUCUGCAUCUCUGAUCUGGCAAACAUUGAACCUAUGUAUCAGUAUUCGUUGAUUUGGUUCAUUAACUUAUAUGUUCAAUCUAUUGCUAAUAGCAAGAAGAGUGACGACCUGGAAGAGAGAAUUAAAAAUAUAAUUGAGCAUUUCACAAUAAGCAUUUAUAAUAAUGUCUGUCGUUCACUGUUUGAGAAAGAUAAACUGUUAUUCUCCUUCCUCCUGACAGUAGGGAUUAUGAAGGGAAAAGACCAAAUAGAUGAUGAGGUUUGGCGUUUCCUACUGACAGGAGGUGUUGCUCUUGAUAAUCCUCACCCCAAUCCAGCUCCAGAAUGGCUAUCCGACAAAUCAUGGGCUGAGCUAGUACGUGCAUCUUGUCUGACAAACCUUCAGGGACUAAUGGAACACGUAAGAGAGAAUGUUUCCAAGUGGCAGCUAAUAUAUGACUCUGUAAGACCCCAUGAAGAAGCUUUCCCAGAUGUGUGGAACACAUUAAUGGGGUUAGAUCGCCUGGUUAUUCUCAGAUGUUUGAGACCCGACAAGAUUGUUCCAGCAGUGCGGGUGUUCAUUAUAGAAAAUAUGGGAAGAACAUUUAUCGAACCACCUACUUUUGAUCUGGGAGGAAGUUACAAUGAUUCCAGUUGCUGUGCCCCUUUGAUUUUUGUAUUGUCACCAGGUGCUGAUCCUAUGGCAGGUUUGUUAAAAUUUGCUGAUGAUCUUGGCAUGGGAGGCACAAGCAUUCAAACUAUUUCGCUCGGACAGGGCCAGGGCCCAAUAGCAGCAAAUAUGAUUUAUCAGGCUAUUGCUGAUGGAACCUGGGUAGUGUUACAAAACUGCCAUCUUGCAACCAGCUGGAUGCCUGCUUUGGAAAAAAUCUGUGAGGAGGUUAUAGUGCCCGAGAAUACCAAUGAUAAAUUCAGAUUGUGGUUAACCAGCUAUCCAUCAGAAAAGUUUCCUGUUAGUAUCCUCCAGAAUGGCAUCAAAAUGACAAAUGAACCUCCAAAAGGGGUUAGAGCAAACCUCCUUCGAUCAUAUCUUAAUGACCCCAUCUCUGACCCUGUGUUCUUUAGCAGUUGCCAGAAGCCAGAAAUGUGGCAAAAAAUGCUUUUUGGCCUUUGCUUUUUCCAUGCUCUUGUGCAGGAAAGGAGAAACUUUGGCCCAUUGGGGUGGAAUAUUCCAUAUGAGUUCAAUGAAUCUGACCUCAGAAUCAGUAUGCGACAGAUACAGAUGUUUCUGAAUGAAUAUGAAGAAAUCCCAUUUGAAGCUCUGACAUAUCUAACAGGGGAAUGCAACUAUGGUGGGAGAGUAACAGAUGAUAAAGACAGGCGUCUUCUCCUGUCCCUUCUUUCCAUAGUCUAUAACAAGGAUAUAGAGCAGGACAAGUAUAUGCUUGCACCUGGAGAUUACUACUACAUACCACCACAUGGUCCGUAUGAGUCUUACAUUGAAUUCCUACGAGGCUUGCCAAUUACAACACACCCUGAAGUGUUUGGGCUUCAUGAAAAUGCAGACAUUACCAGGGAUAACCAGGAGACUAACCAGCUUUUCAGUGGCGUGCUCCUGACUUUGCCUAGAGAAGCAGGGGGAGGUGGCAAGUCCCCUCAGGAAACUGUUGAAGAUUUGGCAUGGGACAUCCUAUCCAAAUUACCAAGUGACUUUAACGUUGAAGAGGUAAUGAAGAAAUACCCAGUACUUUAUGAAGAGUCCAUGAAUACAGUGCUUAGGCAAGAAUUGAUCCGAUUCAACAGGCUUACAGAAGUUGUUCGGAGCAGCCUUGUCAAUUUAGGCAGAGCCAUCAAAGGUCAGGUGUUAAUGUCAUCUGAACUUGAAGAUGUUUUCAAUAGCAUGUUAAUGGGAAAAGUACCACCAAUGUGGGCUGCCAAAUCCUAUCCAUCACUGAAGCCACUGGGAAGCUAUGUAUCUGAUCUCCUCUCUCGUUUGGUCUUCUUCCAGGAUUGGGUCAUCCAUGGACCACCCACAGUCUUCUGGAUAUCAGGAUUCUACUUCACUCAGUCUUUUUUGACAGGCAUUUCACAGAACUAUGCUAGAAAAUACACCAUCCCAAUUGAUCAUAUCGGAUUUGAAUUUGAGGUGAUGAAACAGGAGCACACAAUGGAGAAAAUGCCAGAAGAUGGGGCGUAUGUAAAAGGCCUUUUUUUGGAAGGUGCACGAUGGGACAGAGAAUCCUUGGUGAUUGCAGAAUCACUUCCAAAAAUCCUUUAUGAUUCUUUGCCCAUAAUUUGGCUGAAACCUGGAGAAAGUUCCAGAUUUCUACAUGAGAACAUCUAUUCAUGUCCUGUAUACAAGACAAGUGCAAGAAGAGGUGUCUUAUCCACUACUGGCCACUCAACCAACUAUGUUCUCUCUGUUGAACUCCCUUCAGACAAGCCCCAGAAACACUGGAUAAAUCGAGGUGUGGCAGCACUAUGCCAGUUAGAUGACUGAGUGUUUGCAAGUGAAAACACUCACAUUUUGUAAUUAAAAGGUGUACUUUACUCCCCAAGGGCUGCAUUUUUUUUUUAUCAGUACUUCCUGCUGACUUUAAAGCAGCUCCCGAUUUCCUUUGGUUUUUAGCCAUUCUCACCUGCUAGGAAAGAGUGAUUAAAGAAAGAAUACCACAAAAACAGAAACUUAUUUCAAAGGCCUGGGCUUUAUCUUGCAAUAGAUCAGAAUGAACAGAAUUCCCAGCAAACUGUGUGUCACCUACAUCAUUACAAAUCUUGUGAAAUCCUAUUACCACCUUGCUGCCAACAUGGGGCUUUUUUGUUUAUUAGAUUGGGCCCAAAGAGAUUAUUGAUAGAGUUUUGCUGCUGAUUUUAAUGGGAACCUAGUCCACAACUCUUGCAAAUAGGUCCCUCUGGAUCUGCCUACCACUUCUGUAUCCCAGGAGUGUGUAGGUCAAGGAGGGAGGAGAGAGGAAUAGUCUACUGACAUUUAAAACCAAUCCUCAGCUAGAAUAAACUGCCAGAGCUGUAUUAGGAAGCUGUAGCAGCUGAUAGUCCUUGAAUAUCUGCCUCAGAAUUUCUACAGAAAACUUCUAGACAGCACACGUGUUGGGAGCCUGCCAUUUCUCAGAACAGUAUGCUUGUCUCAUGAUGUUUUAAUUUUUCUAUUUCAGUAUUAUUUAAAUACACAUCCAAGGUGCCUGAUAAAUGGAGCUAAGCUUCCUUUCUCUCAUAGUCUGAUUUUAUUUCCUCAUCUUGCCCUCUUGAACGUUGGGCUAAUAACCACCUGAUAUUUUGUACUUGUUUUAAGCCCUUUCAUCAGAGCUCAAAGUAACUUGCAAAUGUUAAUUAAAAAUAAAAUAGCCCUGAACAUCUUCAAAGAGCUGUGCAGUCAUUAACUAAUCCCCACAGCAUGCCAAGGAGGUACUGAUGAUGGAUCAUUAGACUUGUUUUAUACACAGUACAAGGGAAGCACAAAGAUCAAGGCAAACAUAAAAAAAAAAAAAAAAAAGCACAAACAUCCACUAAUUUGGGGUCUCUUCAUUUUUUCAUUGCCCAGAUUGCAGCAUCUUAAUGACUUGCUUGAGGUCUCAAAAAGUCAGAGAUACAGCUAUAAUUCAGCAGUUCCCAGUAUUAUGCUACAAUCAUUAAAUUAUGCUGCUACAACUAAUUAAACCAUGCAGAUCUUAUCGUAGGAACUUAUCUGUUGUGUUGUGCUUAGCAAUUAUAAGAGAAAACAGUGUUCAUUAUUGUUUUAUUAACCACUGGUUUAUGUUUGAAUAUAGAUAUUUAUAAAACAGUAUCUUUUAAGAAUGGUAACAAAUACAGGUAAGCAAGCAGUGUUACAGGUACAUUUUACAGUGCUGCUCUGCAUAAAA